Porites lobata is the source of this 375-nucleotide messenger RNA. The record is from the annotation of a GenBank genome assembly. NCBI's taxonomy places the organism in Eukaryota, Metazoa, Cnidaria, Anthozoa, Scleractinia, Poritidae.
AUGAUUUUGCUUGUGACGCAACAUAGAGCUUUUUCAAGACUACGCAUGGAAAGGGAGCAUGCGGUAUCGGUGCUGAAGUUACACGAGCUGUGGCGAGCCAUCCUCCAAGGGAAGAAUGUUAUCAACGGCGCUGGAGAGUUCCAUGCCACUGCCUAGAGAAUCUGUAGAAAGGUCAAUGUCCUGCAUGUUCUGGAAAAGAAAGUUAGGGAGGUAGGACAGACACUCCAAGAAAGAUGGGAAAGACCCAAGGUCAUCCCACACACCAAUGCUCUCCAUUAUGCAGAAAGAGCAAGUGAUACGCACAUCAAGGUGGCUAAGAAUUCCCCAUUUCAAGCACCAUCUCCGUUCGAAUUCGAAGCGUAUCGCUUACUUUAA